This is a messenger RNA of Ipomoea triloba (trilobed morning glory), 842 nucleotides long. RefSeq names its product UPF0548 protein At2g17695. NCBI's taxonomy places the organism in Eukaryota, Viridiplantae, Streptophyta, Magnoliopsida, Solanales, Convolvulaceae. Bases 94 to 708 code for a protein of 204 amino acids. The record is from RefSeq and is a predicted model, not a curated record. The transcript is spliced from 5 exons.
CCUUCUCCUUUUCUUUGUCUGACUCCGUGGCCUCUCUCUAUCUCAGCGGUUUUUAUCCAUUCCCACCACCGGAUUGAACCAUUCCUUCCCGCGAUGGUAUUCUUAUUUUGGGAUCGCCCGUCUCCUGAAGAUCAGAAGAAAUGUAUCGGCAAGUGUGGCUCGUUUAACUACGACAGUGAAUAUAGAGGAGCCACUGCAAAGACUGCACUUUCGCUUCAGCAAGAUAGAGAGCUCGCCAAAAAGGGGUAUUUUGUUAAUCAUGCCCGUGUUCCAGUUGGUUCGGGAUUUAAGACUUUUGAGAAGGGCAAAAGUGCUCUUGAAAGCUGGAGACAUUUCAGCUUCGACUGGACAUUUGUUGAUCCCAAAACUAGAAUUGGAGUCGGGGAGAAGUUUUGCGUUUGUGUAAAGGAAUUCUUCCCAUGGCUUGUGAUGCCUUUACAGGUGGUGUAUGUUAACGAAACAAAGAAAAAAGGAAAGGGGAUGGCGUCCUUUGGUUUUGGCAGCGGAACUCUUCAAGGACACUUACUGGCAGGCGAAGAACGAUUCUCAAUCGCUUUGGAUGAGAACGACCAAGUUUGGUACGAAAUACUUUCGAUCUCCAAGCCUGCCCACUUUCUGUCGCUUAUCGGGUACCCUUACGUGCUUCUUCGACAGAAAUACUUCGCUCAUCAAUCAAGUAAUGCUGUUAGGAAAUACUUGGCACCAUAGCUUUGUAAACUAUCCUGGCCUCAUUGUACUCCAGCUAUCUUUGACAGAAAUGAUGUAAUACUUUAACUGCUGUGUUGUAUUAUAAUUUUUAAUAAAUUUAUUUAUGAUAAUCAGCACUAAUUCUUGUCCUCUAA